Brassica oleracea var. oleracea is the source of this 3466-nucleotide messenger RNA. Its product is annotated as telomere length regulation protein elg1-like. Lineage: Eukaryota; Viridiplantae; Streptophyta; Magnoliopsida; Brassicales; Brassicaceae. The transcript is spliced from 16 exons. The coding region runs from base 150 to 3308 and encodes 1052 amino acids. Gene Ontology annotation, biological process: mitotic DNA replication checkpoint signaling; DNA repair; DNA damage checkpoint signaling. Gene Ontology annotation, molecular function: chromatin binding; ATP hydrolysis activity; ATP binding. The record is from RefSeq and is a predicted model, not a curated record.
AAACGAAUCACUGAGACAUCGGACAUAUCGUUCUUUAACCUUUCAACGUUAUUAAUUUUUUAUCUUCUACCAAAGAUCCCCAAAUCCACACCAGAAAACCCUAAGCUCUAGAUCUCGACACUUCAACCUCGCAAACCCUUAAAUUGACCAUGGACGAACCAGCCGAAGGAGGCGCGAUUGCCGCGACGGCGAUCCAGCAGACUCCACGGAGGAACGUCCGUCGGAAGCUUGUUCAGUCGACGCUGCUCCUCCCGCGCAAACCUGACGAUGCGAUCGAGUCCGACGGAGAUCGAACACGCGACGCCGCAAACAACGAGGACGGCGAAGAAGGAGGAGAUGUCGAUUUCGGCAGCAGCCAAGGGAAGAAGACGAGGAAACAGAGGACUCCGAAGAAUAACGGAGCUCCCAAGAAGAUGGCUAAAGGAAAGUCGCCUCGUAAACCAACGCCUAAGAAAAAUGCAACUAAGAACGGAGUUGUAGCUGGUGGUGAUGAUGAUCAACAAACAUAUGUCUCUCCUCCAGUUCCUAAUUUGCGUCUGGAAGCAAAACUACGAGCUGAGGAAGAUUCGCGGAUGUCUGCUGGCAAGCAGUUACAUCCCUUUUUCUCAUCUCGGAAAGGAGGUAAAAAGAAUCAAGAAGCUGCAAAAGAGAAUGGUAGUUUUCAGGAGCAAGGAAAGGAUCAAAUUGGACCUAUCCAUGUAUUUGAGAGGUUUCAGGAUGGUUAUCUGACCAUUGAUUGGAAGAACUGGACUUUUGUUGAGCAUGUGUCUACUGCUUGGAGUUCUCAUCAACAAAUAAAAUUUGAGUCUCUUAAACUCGGACUCAAAGAAUUUGAUCUGAUUGAGCUUCCAACUCUUUCACAUCCUGACGUGUGCGUUAUCGAUGAUGAAAAGCCUGAAAAAUGUGCUACUCAAUCACAAGUUGUGGCAGAGGCAUCUCCGUUAGGCUCCUUAGAUGGAGCUCAAGUGGUGGGCUGUGAAGCAGUUAACUUGUCUAAUUAUGGUGAGGCUACAGCAGACGUUUCUCAUGAACUUCAAAGUGGCCAGUCUCGUAGUAGCUUGUGGGUAGAUAAGUACCAGCCGAGAAAUGCCUCGGAGGUAUGUGGUAAUACUGAAGCUGUAAAACUAAUGAAUGAAUGGCUCUGCCAAUGGCGUGAGAGAGGCUUUCAGGCAAGCCAAGACUUUUUGAGAAGUGAUGCAGAGAAUUCGCAAGAUGCUGACUACAACUGUUCUGAAAGUGAUUCCGACUCAGAAAAUACUGACUGCCUGAAAAAUGUUCUCUUAAUCAUUGGUCCAGUUGGGAGUGGGAAAUCUGCAGCUGUUUAUGCAUGUACUAAGGAGCAAGGAUUCAAAAUCAUUGAGUCUAAUGCAUCGGAAUGCCGAAGCGGAACAGUUGUUAAGCAGAAGUUUGGGGAGGCUCUUGAGUCAAAUAGCUUAUCAAGGUCCUUGGAACCUCUUUUCAAUUCCUGUACUGAUGGCAAUGGGGUAGAGGAUGUGAUUGAAGUGACACCUGUAGCCAACUUGAAGCCUUUAAUUCUUUUUGAGGAUGUAGAUAUUUCCUUUGCUGAAGACCGUGGUCUCGUGUCUGCUAUCCAGGAGAUUGCUAAGAAAGCAAAAGGGCCUGUGGUAUUGACAGCCAAUGACAAGAAUCAUGGUCUGCCAGACAACUUGGAGAGGAUAGAGAUAUGCUUUUCUUUCCCAUCAACAGAAGAGCUGUUUAGCCACCUUUCUUCGGUUUGUGCAGCAGAGGAGGUUAAAGCUAAUCCUGAUUCACUACAGCGAUUGACCAUCUCUAGUGGUGGUGAUAUACGGAAAGCGAUCAUGCAAUUACAGUUUUGGAUUCAGAGUAAAUCAAAAAGAGUUAGAAAGGCCAAGAACACUGGUGAGCCAGAUCGAUUUGAUCACGAAGCUGGUCACGUGCUGCUUCCCAAGAUAAUUGCCCAGGAGUUUCCUUCUCAGUUAUCACAGUUUGUGGAGAGUGAGAUCGCUAAAUCAUUAUCCAUGGCGGAGGAAAGUUAUGACACAGUCGAAGUAUUUGUUGAAGAGGUUGAAAACGAGAAAAUGCUUGAUAGAUUGUGGAGGCGGGGCAUAGAAAAGAACACAAUAGAAGCCAAGAAAGCAGCCAUGUUAAGGCUGAACACUUGUUUUGAGGAUUGUGAUGAAUUAGAAGACGUUCCUUCUGAACUUACCGACACUUCCUACCAAACACUGUCUCUCUCUCGGCCAAACAGAAGAAGGAAGCUCAAUGUUGUGAUGUCCUCUGAUUCGGAAGAUGAACCUCUGAGUGACAUUAAUGAGGUGUCCCAUUCGGUUGAUGUAUCAUGUGUACCAGAAUCUUCAUAUGUUCCAGAAACUAUAAUGGAUGGGGAAGCUGAGCUGUCACCAAGAGCAGUAUCCUGUGGUCAUUUUGAUGGAAGAGUUGAAGCGUCCAUGAGUGAAGACGACGAUGUACAGAACUCCCUAUCAACAGAGAUACACAUUGACAAAUUACAGGGUUUUGAUUGCUUGAUGAAUACGUGUGAGAUCAUUGCACAAUCUUCUGAUGGGACAAUGAUGGAAGAUUAUGUAGGGAGUUCUCAGAAGAUGCAACAAGUAACAGAUGAAUGCAGCCGUAUAGAUUUUGGUAUGGCAUUCAAGGCCGCUCAAAAACCGAAGCUUGAUACGGUGCAAGAAUCAUGGAGAAAACUCUGUUCGAGGCAUGCUGAUCUGAAGCCAUACUUGGAUUCAGAACCUGUAGAAGCUCCACAGCUUCUUGACAUCACUCAUCAGAUAACCAAUCUAAUUUCAGAAGCUGAUCUGACACACUCUAGAUGCCUGAACUUUGUUGCGAUGGAGCCAAUGAUGAACGCUUCUGGAGAUCUUGACACGUCUGGCCUAGCUAAUGUGCUUGAACAGAUGACUUCUACUGUGUCACAGCAAGGAUUUAGCUUUUUCACAAACCAAAUUGCUACAACAGAAUCCGUCCCUACUUCAUCAGCCACAAUGCAGGAUUACACAUUGAGCAGUGGAGGCUGCUUGGAUAUGAAACCAGAACCACAUAUUAACGUAUCAAAUUGUGAGCGAAUGGAACAACUUUCCGGCAUAUUAGAGUCAGUAGUCCCACUAAGAUCAUUGAAAGGAAGAGCUUUCCAUGAAUACGCUUCAUUCAUAAGUCAGAUUUCAAGAGCUGACCCCUCUAAUGUAUCUGGAGCCAUAGAGAAAACCAGACGGCGAAGGUCAAGAGAAGCUCGACAUUAUCUAUCAAUGGAUCUUUCCUCAGAAGACAUUGCAUUCUUGAGCCAACACAGCACAUAUAGAAGAAACGAAUAAACCAGCAGAUUCAAUUGUAUAGAUAUUAGAAACGCUCCACACUUGAAGAAGAGUUUUAAAACAUGUUUGCUCAGCAAUAACUUAGCAGAGAUUAGAGAUUGACCCUUGCUUUAGGCAUAUGACCUUGGUGCAUAUUUAUAUAUACACUCUCUACUUAA